CAGCUGUCAGCUCAGUCCCAAUUUGAGGAACUGUACCAAAAAUUGAAACACCGUCUACAACCGAAACGAAUGACACGACCUGAUGCAAUCACUCCGAGAGAACGUUUGUCGUAUACGUUAGAAUAUUUGGCAGGUGGGCCACGUUGUGAAAGAUACCUAGCCAGUACCUAUAGCAUCAGCCAAGCUGCGAGCACUGUUAUAUUGCGCGAGACAUGUCAAAUAAUUUAUGAAGAAUUGGCCGCUACUGAAUUUAUGAUUUUCACAAAGGAAAAUUGGUUAGACGUGUCUAGCAAAUUUUACGAAAAAUGGAAUAUGCCCAAUUGUGUUGGAGCGGUAGACGGAAAACAUGUGCGCAUACGAUGCCCAGCAAACGCUGGCUCGUUGUACUUUAACUACAAGCGCUACCAUAGCGUUAUCCUAAUGGCGGCAUGUGAUGCCGAAUACAGAUUCACAUUCGUCGAUGUGGGGUCCCCUGGGCAGAGCGAUGGAGAUAUGAAUGUAUUUUCACGAUCCACACUGGGCAGAGACAUUUUUGAAAACAGCCAAAAUCUAAAUUUGCCUGAAGACUGCAAUAUAAAUGGCGAAAAAAUGCCGUUCUUUUUUGUUGCUGAUGACGCGUUUCCAUUAUCACCACGCAUAAUGAAACCGUACGGUGGCACACUCAAAGACGACGAAAGGAUUUUCAACUAUCGUCUCAGUUGCGCCAGACGAACUAUUGAAAAUGCCUUUGGUAUAAUGACGAUGCGUUGGAGUUGUUUAACAUCGGAAUUUCUGUGUCAACCGGAUAAAGUAAAAGUAAUUGUUGGUGCUUGCUGUGCACUGCAUAACUUUUUGGCUAAACGAAGUCCAACGUAUGUACAAGUUGCAGAUCGUUACGAUAAUCAUGGUAAUUUGAUCGAAGGUGAAUGGCGACGGACGCAAGGAAUGGGUCAAAUUAAUCUAGUGAGAAGAGGUCGUCCAUCCACUGCGGGAAACACGAUUCGAGACCGACUUAAACAUUUCUUCAAUAAUAUAAACAUUUUAUCGUAUCAAUUUGAUCGAUUACAUUUUGCUCCAAACCACAAUUCAAAUGCUCAGUCAACAAAUUAAAUCAA
Sitodiplosis mosellana (orange wheat blossom midge) is the source of this 1094-nucleotide messenger RNA. RefSeq lists its product as uncharacterized. The annotation marks the transcript as partial. Lineage: Eukaryota; Metazoa; Arthropoda; Insecta; Diptera; Cecidomyiidae. The transcript has 4 exons. The record is from RefSeq and is a predicted model, not a curated record.